GCUGCCGCCGCCGCCGCCGCCGCCGAGGCUGGAGCGGAGAAGCCUCCCCUGCCUCCGCCUCCGCGUCCUCGGCCGCAGCGCGAGGCCGCGCGGCCCGCCGGGGACCCCCGCGGCCUGCCAGGGACCCCCGCGGCCCGGCCCUCCCGCCUGGACACGGGCUAGGGGCAGCGGCAGCCGCCCGGGCGGGCAGCAUGGGCGUCCCGCCGCCGCUGCUGCCGCUGCUGCCGCUGCUGCUGCUGUGCUGCGCGCCCGGCCGCGCCGACCCCAGAAGAGCCGUCGGCUGUGACCUGCAGCCGGUGACGGAGCCACUCGUCACUCUGUCCUACGCCACGGGCACGGUGCCCAGGGGCUGCGUGAGCAGCAGCUCGCUGAAGACGGCCCAGGAGGUGCACAUCCUCAGCAUCGCGGCGUCCAAGGCCUCCGCGUUUACGCUCAACGUGUUGGUGGUGCCGCGAGCCGGCGGCUGCACGCGGCGAGCGGUGCUCAUCCUGCGCUGCGCGAGGUGCUCGGCCACCGUGACCUCGCUGUGCCCGAACCUGCUCGUCCGCACGAACGCCAGCCUGAGCCCAGUGGCCAACGUGUCCUUGCUGGGCCUGGAGCUCCCCGAGGACGCCGGGGAGCGGGAGCUGCUGCAGUGGGCCCGGGGCACCUACGGGGGCAUCACAUCCUACAGCGAGCUGCGGGACCCCCGCUACGUCCUCCUCCGCCUGGGCGAAGACAGCGGCAGCCCCGAGGAGUGCGUCCCGCAGGAGCGCUUCAACGCCACGCAGCACCUCGAGACCGAGGUCUUCUUCCACGGGAUGAAGGGCUGCUCGAGCGGCACCGCCAAGAGCACCAGGGCCCACAUUGUCCGGCUGCAGUCCGACCACAGCUCCACCAUCACGGAGGUGAACCUGUCACUGAGCUGCACUGAGGCGGCCAUGAGGAACCAGAUCCUCAUCCUGCAGAGCCGGGUCAACCUCACCUGGUCCCUGUCCGUGAACAACUGCCACAUACAGUUCCUGGUAUCCGGCACCUACAGGAUCGCAGCCAUGUCCCCGAAGCUGCUGAAGGGAGAGGUGCUGCCAGACACGGAGCAGGGCCUCAUCGCCAUGGCCUUCGAGAAGAACUACGGAGUCAUCGCCUCCUACUCCACCAUCCCCCUCAGCACCCGCGUGACCCUGGAGAUCCAGGAGCACGACGUGGCCAAGGAGCCCCCCGCGACGCCGACCCCCACGUCGCCCCCCUCCGACAUGUUGUCCCACACCCUGCUCCUCAUGCUGCAGCCCUGGAAGUGCACGGACGACACCAUGGAGAUCGUCAUCGCCCGGUCCCACCUGGAGCCCAUCAAGGACGUGGUGAACAUCACCCUGCGGGACAUCAGCUGCCAGGCGGAGAAGAACGCCACCCACUUCAUGCUGAGAACCCCGCUGAGCCACUGCGGCACCUCGCUGGAGAGCAAGGGCCACGCCAACAACGAGCUCAUCCUCAGCCUGUCCAAGGGCUCGUCCCUGCGGAGCGUGCCGGUGCCCUUCCAGUGCAAGAUCCCCCGGGAGCUCUUCCUGCGCCUCUUCCCCACGGCCGCCUUCGAGGCGCCCCAGACGGAGCUGGAGGUGAACAAGGAGGCCUACCUGCAGGCCUCCAUGCGCUGGGAGGACUACCCGGCCGACCUGCAGCUCAAGGAGUGCUGGCUGGAGGCGCCGGGCGCCGAGCCGCUGCUCCUGGUGCUGGCCAACAAGGCGCAGGGCUCCGGCGUGGCCGCCCUGGAGGGCUCCCCCAGCAGCCGGGUGCGCAAGGUCUGGCGCUUCCGCUUCACCUACGCCGUCCCCGAGGGAGGCCGCGUGCCCUUCUCCGCCAGCCUCGCCUGCAAAGCCGGCGUGCAGAACACCACCAUCUUCGAGAAGGUCCUGGAGGUGACGGUGAAGGACGUGUGGCGGCCGCAGAACAACCGAGGCCUGGGGCUGGCCGCCGUCCUGGGCAUCACCUUCGGGGCCUUCCUCAUCGGGGCGCUCCUCACCGCCGUGCUCUGGUACAUCUACUCGCACACCCGUCCCAUCUCCAAAACGCAGCCGGUUUCCGCCACGGCGCCGGCCUCGGAGAGCAGCAGCACCAACCACAGCAUCGGCAGCACCCAGAGCACCCCCUGCUCCACCAGCAGCAUGGCUUGACGCCCGCCGGGCUCCUCCUCGCCCGCCUCCCCGCUGCCAACGGCUGAGCACCCCGCGGGGCCACUGCGUGUUCGGCAACGCCCGGCUCCCACCCGCGGGACUUCGGGGCACGGCGGCGCGGCCCUCCGGCACCGUUAAGCCUUUUUUCUCUCCCCAAAAAACUAAGGGGUGCCGGACAGGGAGGGGGGUGUCCCGCCGCUGCCGUUAUGCAUUCAAUGAAUGGUUUGGCUUCACCAGGGCGGCGGGUGCCAGCGUCCUCCCCCCCAUCCCACCCAACCGCCCUGGGCCCCUAUGGGGAGGCGGAGAGGGAAGAUAGGGGCAAAAAAGGGGCCUCCCGUGCCCCAAGCACCGGGACGCUCCCCCGGGGGCUUUCCCAGCUCCAGCGACACCAGGCGACGCCCCCCACGAAGGCAUCGGCCCCGGGCUCAGAGCAGCACGAGGUUUAUUGGUUUUGGACUGCAGCAAGGCGGACGGCGCGUGGCGCCUUGCCGCUCCUCUCCAAACUAGGCGAUUUGUAUAAAACAAAAAAUAUAUAUUAAAAAAAAAAGGAAAAAAAAAAAGGGGGGGGGAGGCCUCCCAUCCAACCCAUCUUCUGGUCAAAGUUGCAAACUCUUAAUAAAAAUCUACCCUAUGUUAAAUUA
Rhea pennata is the source of this 2788-nucleotide messenger RNA. RefSeq names its product endoglin (gene ENG). Lineage: Eukaryota; Metazoa; Chordata; Aves; Rheiformes; Rheidae. Gene Ontology annotation, molecular function: glycosaminoglycan binding; transforming growth factor beta receptor activity; type II transforming growth factor beta receptor binding. Gene Ontology annotation, cellular component: cell surface. The transcript has 15 exons. Bases 192 to 2147 code for a protein of 651 amino acids. The record is from RefSeq and is a predicted model, not a curated record. Gene Ontology annotation, biological process: cell migration; transforming growth factor beta receptor signaling pathway; regulation of transforming growth factor beta receptor signaling pathway.